Pelobates cultripes (western spadefoot toad) is the source of this 4605-nucleotide messenger RNA. Lineage: Eukaryota; Metazoa; Chordata; Amphibia; Anura; Pelobatidae. The record is from the annotation of a GenBank genome assembly.
GGGGGGUUAUGUGCUGACUCUUUGCAGUUUAACACAGAGGAGGAGUAUGGCAGCAAGCUAGAAUAUAAAUACUGAUAACUGGUUUGUUGAAUAAGAAUAACAGGACGUGAGCCUUGUGUCUAGGUAGGUGAUAAUGUUGUUUGUACACUUUGUUGCUGAAUUGUGUGUGUAGUAAUAUGCUGGGGGGUACGACUUGAUGUUUGUGCUGGUGGGUUAGAGAGGCGUUAACUGUGUGUGAUCCCCAGCUGGCAAACAACUUGCUUAAUGUAGAAUGUCCUGAAGGAGGCUCUUGUGUGAGAGGUAAAUGGCUGCAAUGGGUUUAAUGCUGGAAAUAUUCUCAUUCAGAGACAGAGCAUUUCAGGGCUAUUUAGUAAAGUAAGAAUUCAAAGUGAAUGUCCAGAUUAAGACCAGGGUUUCUGAAUGGAAAGCACAGCCUCUAGAAUGUAAGCUCAUUGAGCAGGGCCCCCUGUGUGUCCAGUUGUCUGGUUACAAUUACAUGUCUGUUAGGCCACCCAUUGUAUAGCGCUACAGAAUCUGAUGGCGCUAUAUAAAUAAUAAAAUUAUAUAUAUAUAUAUAUAUAUAUAUAUAGAUUUUUUUUUUUUUUUCUUUUUCCUCUGCCCAGUAUUUUGACCUUAACCCCUUAAGGACACAUGACAUGUGUGACAUGUCAUGAUUCCAUUUUAUUCCAGAAGUUUGGUCAUUAAGGGGUUAAAUUUGAAAUUGACUUUGACUUCUCAAGUUGGCAAAUGACCAGAGUUAAUUCAGUGAACAGUAGGUUUAUACUCGGAAGCUGAUUGUUGGGAUGAAAAUAAUCCAUUAUAAAUAGUUAUUAACUAAAUGGAUAACUGUGAAAUUGAAAAAGGAAUUUUACAUUUUAGGCUGAAAGAACAGUUGGAAAAAUAGAUCCCUUUUUUUUAAUGGAACUUUUUACUUAUUGAGGAAUGUUUACAAGGCUGCAUAAUGCAUUGGAGGUAAGUGUAAAAACACACUCGCCUCCACUGCUAACUUGUUCUGGGUGACUUUGCACCCCUAUUCCUCAUCUGCAGCAGAAUACUGUAGAAGUGCAUGUGUAUUCAGGCACGCCUUCAGUAGUCCCAAAGUAGACUACACGGCACUGCAGGGGUUAAACAAGGUAUGCUGUGUAAACUAAAUUUAAAAAAAAAUGUGUAUAGGUAGCUUUUAGUGAUAAUUAUGUCACGAAUGGACCACUUUUUAUUUGUUUCUGUUCUUGUAGAAUGAAUAGAAUAUCAUGGUAAGGGCUGUUUGUGUGACCAAAAUGGGCCACCAGUUUGCAUUUAAAAUAUAUAUAUAUUUGUACUAAUUCAUUUUCAAAGUAACUUUAAGGAACUAUAACCACUACAGCUUGCUUAAGAAUGGUUUGAUAUAAACUGUCCCACGACGCCUCUGAACCAGAUUGGCAAAGCAGAGUUUACAGAACCACUUUAUCACUGUCCUUUUUGGCUAGCGUAUGGAUUCAGAAACCUGCAAGAGAGGGGGAUUGAAAACCUAAACAAAUACUGCAUACAUUUAUUCAGAUUUUAUAGUCCUAUUAGUUCAGUAGUAAUCCUAUUUACUGCUGAAUAUGUUGAUAUUUACUAAAGUUAAAACUUAUAAUUUCAGGCAAAAAUGAUCACACUCACAACAUAGCUGACUUAGAGACUUGUUCAAAGUUGGCUAUUUUGUUCUACAAUAUAUAUAAAAAAAACAACAACAAUAAUCUCUCUUAGAAUUCCCAUCUAUUCGCAAGUAAGUGAAUAACCCGGUAUAUAAAACACAAUAAUAAAAUGUAAUCUAUGUGUGUUGCUGGGAAUUUUUGGGGGGAUUUCCAGGCUGCAAUUUGGGAGAGGGUGGAGCAUCAACUCUUUGUCUACUUCAAAGGAUACAGAGCAGCUCAGUUCACAUGACAGCAGCAGGAUAUUCUAUCAUACAUGCUGCACAACACUAAUCACUAUACUAAAUAUUUAUUCACUUGUGUGUAAAAUAAAUCUUUCUGUGAUUCUAAAUGCUUAGUUUCUUCCAGAAAAGGCAGAAAUCACAUGCACCAUAGGGUUUCCCUAUUCCUUCUGUUUAAAGGUUUGUUUGUUUUUUGGGCGGGUUGAAUAAAAACCUAGGUUCCCACCACCUUAUUAUAAAAUUAGAUAUUUUUUUUUUAAAUCUUCUAGAGCUGAGGCUCACUUGGUGCUGCCUCUCCACCUCCUAUGACAUCACAGAAGAGGCAUAGCCUCCUCUAGUGUAAUUCAAUCCAACGCCAAUGAGGAGCAUUAAAGGGAUACGCCAGGCACCCAGACCAUUUCUGCCAAUUGGAGUGAUCAGGGUGCCAACAACCCUGCAAGUUUAAUUAUUGCAGAUGGGGGGUGGGAGGGAGAGGGGCACUACAGGGUCCUGCAGUGCCAGGAAAACUAAUAUCUUUUCCUGGCACUGGAGAAUCCCUUUAAUGACCUGAUGCUAUGUGGUGAGCACCUUGCUCUCAUACAAGCUCCCCCAUAGGAAAACUAAUGACAGUGUGUAUGCAUACAUACACAUUCAUCUGCAAGGAGGCACCACUUCCCAUAUAUAUAUAUCUCUCUCAAGGUUAUGGGUGCCCUAAUUUCUUGUUGUCUGCUAGCAAAAAUGCCACUUUAUUCAUUUUCUCCACACACUCCUAUUUAUUUAUUUAUUUAUUUUUAAAGGUGAAAUUUUGUCUUGUAGAUUUGUGGGUUAAUUUUACAUAUUUGAGUAGCUGUGAUUGCUAUUUUUAUUCUAGUGUGCAGAUUAACCAUUUUUUGAGUAUCCUGAUGCUUGUAUCCUGCUGGAAUUCUAACACUAACCUGAUUAUAUAUAUUUUUUUUUUUUCUACUCCUUCUGUCCAUAAUUCAGAUGUUACAAUGGCAAACAAUUCUAGCAAUGUGGAAACCGAGCAGACUACAACUUGCUUGCACUUGACCUUUUAUCAUCCACAAAAUCAUAGGCAAAAUAUAUUUGGCGCUAUUCCGCUACGAACACCACAAGAAAUAAAGGCAGAGGCAACUGUAGCAUUUGGUCGAGAUGUAAAUACUUGCAAAUAUGUAUUUCUGUGCAACAGAGCUUCCCGGAUUCAGUUCGUCAUACAGUUCUUCAAACCAUUGCAUCAUGGCGGCCCUGCCUUUGAAAUAAAAAAUGUGAGCAAGAAAGCAAAGUUGUACGUUGACCACCUCGAGCUGAAUUACUUGAACAAGGUUGAUCUUCCUGCCAAAUGCAUAAUACAGUUUGGGGACUUUCAGAUGUUGUUAGAGAAAGAAGAAGGUGAAUCAGAAGAUGUGUUUGAGAUAUCUUGUGAUGUGUCUCGGACCCCCCUUGUUCAGGAAACUCAAGAACGUUUAAUGGUCUCAAUACCUGAAAAUGGCAUAUUAAAUGGGUCAGCUCCUCCAACUAUUCUUAAAUGUUCAAUUGCAGAAGAAACUGAUGAAAAUCAAUUGUGACUCACCCAAACAAGGACAUUGGGACUUGAACUUCACAGUAUAGAACUAUAUUUAUAUCUAUUUUAUUGUAUAAAUGUCUGUUAUAGGCAUAUAAAGAGUGUUUUUGGUUUUUCCUUUAAUGUAUAUUUAUUUUGUAAACACCAAUCCUACGUUACCCAAUAGUUAAUCGGUCCCCAGAUUGGUGAUAUGCUGACUUGUGCUUUUUAAGUAUCAGUGUUGGACUUAAGGGAUAUCCAAUACCAUCUCCUAGCUGGUAAAGGGAAUAGAAUUCUAAUUUGGUAUAUAAACAGUAGAAAGAGACAAGACUAGUAUGGCUGAAAUGGAAAUUUAGAAGCAGAUGGUCAGAAGAAUACUUCUGGUGAAGGGAAUCACACAGCCUAAAUGUUGACUGGGGAACAAUUUAUUAUUGGUUAAAAUUAGUGAAAAGUCCAAGAUUAUCAUGAGUUAAAAAUAUAUAACUGGAUUUUUACAUUGGUAGUGGAAAAUUGCCUCUAUCCUUUUUUUUUUUUUUUUUUUUACUGGGGUAUGUGUUACUUGAUGGAAGGCAGGCGCUACACAGGUGUGGAUGACUCUUCAGUGUGUAAUAAACUAUUUGACCAGUUAUAAAACCAAUUCAUGUAAUUUUUACAAAUAUUUAUAGUCAAGUGUUGCUAACUUUUAUGUUUGGUAUUAUAACCAUUUUCAGUCAAUAUCAGACCUCAACAUUCAUUAAUGCCUAACAUUUUAGGAUAUGUUUGUUUUAUUAAAAACUGUAAUAUUUGUGCCCAUUUUUGGUUUAAAACAACUACCCUGACCUGCCACCUUACUGAUGUUACAUGAUGUACCAGUAUUGGUUUUAUUUAUCUAUUUUUAAAUUGUAUCAUACUUACAAUAUGUGUGUGUAUAUAUAACAAGUUAACCCUGUCAAGAAGAACAGAAGCUCUUAAAUCGAGAUGAGAUUGGGAGAUCCCCCACUUCCAGACUCACUCACUUCUCUCAGAUAAUUCUAAAAUGUUGUAUUAUGCUGUAAAGUAUGUUCAUGCACAUGUCAUUUAUAUUGUACUGACUAGCUGGAUGGCUGUCAUGAAUAAAGAAUUAAGAAAAAAUAAAACUGUGGUUAUACCAGCUUAGAGAAGUUCCUGCUGUAUGCAUUUCUUCUGGGACACUGCCUUAGCUGGAUGGUGUGGG